Messenger RNA from Symbiodinium sp. CCMP2592, 1815 nucleotides. NCBI's taxonomy places the organism in Eukaryota, Dinophyceae, Suessiales, Symbiodiniaceae. The record is from the annotation of a GenBank genome assembly.
AUGGCCCGCUUACGCCGACCGGAGUCGUUCGAGGCUGUGCGAGCGGAGGGCCUGUUUCGAACCACCACCGUGCCACAGAUCCUGGCAAAGCGCGGGGCCAUCUUCAUCCAAGGUAUACCAGGUUUGCUUGGCUCCGGUGGCUUCCGCCCAGAAAAGAUUCCGACCAAGCAAGAGGUGCUGGAAGCAGGAUCGCGAAUUUUUGCUUCGACUUCCUGUGCUGAGCAUGUAGAUGUGUUCCUAAGCCAUCGCUGGGGCUCCGCACGCUGGGCGAAGUACCUGGCAUUGUGUCUAUACCUAAAUAUGACGGCAGCUGUGGUAUGCUCCGUGACCACUUGGUUGCUGGCUACUGCAGCCUUGAUCUUCUGGGCACAUGGUGCAGGCAACCUUGGAGGGAAUCUCCUGUUGCUGCCCAUCGUAGUUUACCUUCCCGUUGCCGUGUUUCUGCUUGUCUUCUUCUUUGGCCAGGAUGCCGUGCAUCGGUUUCGACCGAUUUCGAUGUGGCUGGACCGGGCAUGCAUUCACCAGACAGAUCACGAGUUCAAGCGGCGUCAGAUCCAGGCACUUCCGGUCUUUGUCGCACGGUCUUCCUCGAUGCUCGUGUUGUGGGACGACGAGUACUUCCAAAGGCUCUGGUGCCAGCUGGAAUUAGCCACCUUUGCAAAGCACGGUGGUGCGCAACAGGUGCAGUUCCUACCGCUGGAGUUAUCACCCUGGCUGCUGUCAGACCUCUUGCUGAACCUCUUGGUCACCACAGGCUUGAACCUUCUUGUCAACCUGGUACCUCAGGAGAUCUUCACCUCCUCAAGGACGUUUUCUGGCAUUCUCCCACGGCGCCUCCUUGAGUCCGCUUUCGGUCCGCUGGUCACCGUGGCAGUCUUCAUCGUGAUCUGCGGCACGCUUUUGGGCAUCGCGGCGGCCAUCCCAUGGACCAUCGCAUGCCGAGCAAAGCUGCGAAGCCACGGGUUGAUGUUGGAGCAGAUGGCUUGCUUCGACUGUCGGGCUGCAGAGUGUGCAGUGGAGUCUGACAGGCUCCUGGUGGAGCAACAGGUCCAGCACUUCUUUAGGUCAAGCGGGUACGGGAAAGAGGUGGUGCCUCAGCUGUCGUCAUCCACGCGAAGUGACGAGUACUCUCAGACGGCGAACCUCUUCGAGGUACGGCCGCGGGGGUCAUUCUCCGAAAGCGAGGGCACUGAGAUGUCAUGGACGAUGCUCGACAGCAUGCCCUAUACCCAGACUGACGAAAGAGCACUGGACGCCUUUAAUGACUAUAUUCGAGGGCCGCUUCGUUCAGCAGUCAUGGAAAGUGUGGGAGACCAGCUACAUGUGCCCUACAGUAUGUGUCUGGUGGCCUCUUUGCCCAUGAUCUUUUACUCCGCGACUGAUAUUCUCCAAUGCGACGCUGAAUGCGUUUCUUACAACGGCUUCAACUCCUUUGAUAACUACCUACUGCCGGGCAUGCUUAGCUGGCUGACGAUAAGUUUGCUGAUCUUGCCCACCUUCUACCCCGUUUUUCUUCGGAUGCUGAAUCGGACCUUCUCCGUGCAAUCAGAGCUGCUGCAGCUCAUGCUAGCGGCGCUCAGCGGCUUCUUGACUUUCGGCUACGGCUACUUCUGCUGCGGAUUAGUGUUCGGACUGGUCGAUGUAAGCUUUCAACAAGGACUAGUUGGUCUGAUGCCCCUCGUUGUCCUUCUCCUGGUCCUCGCACUGCAGUUGCGAUGCCUCUUCGGCACCGAUCGUCACACAGUUGCGGGUCGAAGGCCCGACUUGGAUGGCACUUACCGCGCUUUGCACGCGGCAGACGACUUCAGCAUUUAG